Zasmidium cellare ATCC 36951 is the source of this 1044-nucleotide messenger RNA. RefSeq lists its product as uncharacterized. The transcript has 4 exons. Bases 1 to 1044 code for a protein of 347 amino acids. The record is from RefSeq and is a predicted model, not a curated record. NCBI's taxonomy places the organism in Eukaryota, Fungi, Ascomycota, Dothideomycetes, Mycosphaerellales, Mycosphaerellaceae.
AUGGCUGUCACGCCGGCAGGACGUGGACCGCAGGUCAUGGGAGUCUUUCUUCUGUUCCUGGGGUUAUCGAGCAUCGCCACGGUUCUCCGGAUCUACUGCCGGGUUUCUCUGCUCAAGUCGUUUCGCUCAGAAGAUUGGCUGGCUGUACUUGCUUGGGCUUUCUUCGUGUGCCAUGCCGCUUUCGCCAUCAACGGUGUCUUCCAUGGCACAGGUCAGCACUUCGCGGACAUACACCCACAGUCUGAGAUAGUUCUUGGCCUCAAGUGGUGGUGGCUAUGCGAGCCACUAUAUGUGCUGUCCAACAUGGCCAUCAAGGCAAGCAUUGCCAUCAUGCUGCUGCGAUUGAUGGUUGCGACCUGGCACCGGAUCGUAAUCUACGCUGUCCUGAUCGUCACCGAGCUUUUCAGCACCGCUUUCUUCUUUUUGUUCAUCUUUCAAUGCACGCCAUCGUCAUAUUUCUGGAUGCGGCUCGCUGGCGCAAAGGGAUCUUGUCUCAACACAUCGGUCAUUGUUAACGGCGUCUACGCGUACUCGUCCAUCUUGUGCGUCGGCGAUUGGAUCUUUUCUUUCUUGCCCUUCUGGAUCGUAUGGAAACUGGAGCUGGUGUCCAAAAAGGAGAAGGUCAUGGUCGGUAUUAUCCUUGCCAUGAGUGCUAUUGCCUCCAUAGCCACCAUCGCACGCAUACCCUAUAUCCACACACUUUCCGACCAAGCGGACUUCCUAUAUGCUACGGCAGACGUUGCCAUCUGGUCAUGCUGCGAGACCGGACUCGCCAUCACCGCAUGUUCGUCUGCGACCCUACGACCUCUUUUCCGCCACCUACUCGAUCGAACCAGACUAUCGUCUUCACGCACAUCGCGAGGUCUCGCGGACUUUCCUCCUGCAUCGCCAAUGCCCAACGGAAGUCGUCACACUCGCUUAGACAGCGAGGAACCGGUCCAGUUGUCCUAUAUACACCAUACGAGCAAAAGUGAUCAUACCACAGACUUUGAGUCUGGCGAGACACUGGAGAAAGGGCAUGCACAUGGUCGUUACGAUAGAUAG